This is a messenger RNA of Ostrinia nubilalis (European corn borer), 1393 nucleotides long. It is a transcript of the gene ND-39, whose product is annotated as NADH dehydrogenase [ubiquinone] 1 alpha subcomplex subunit 9, mitochondrial. The transcript has 7 exons. Bases 97 to 1293 code for a protein of 398 amino acids. Gene Ontology annotation, cellular component: mitochondrion. Gene Ontology annotation, molecular function: protein-containing complex binding. Lineage: Eukaryota; Metazoa; Arthropoda; Insecta; Lepidoptera; Crambidae. The record is from RefSeq and is a predicted model, not a curated record.
GUCAUUGAUAUGACGUUUUGAAAACGUCAAAUGACAAUCGCUUGUAUCUGAAAUAUUUGCAAAAUUUAAUUAAUUUUAAAUAAUUACAGCCCUAAAAUGGCUUCAGUAGCUUUAAAGGGCCAUUUUGCUACUAAAGCACUUCCUAAAAGCGGUUCACUGGGCGUUGUUUACAUCAAGUCGGCGCAGUACAGCUCAGAUGGCAAGCCUAACCUGGCUGCAUACAAGCGCGGUACUGGCGGCCGUAGCAGCUUUAACGGCAUUGUCGCCACCGUGUUUGGAUGCACAGGCUUCGUAGGUCGCUAUGUCUGCAACAAAUUGGGGAAGAUAGGCACACAGAUGGUACUUCCAUACCGCUCUGACUUUUAUGAUGCUCAACGCUUGAAAGUCUGUGGAGACCUUGGACAAGUACUGUUCACACCAUUCGACAUACGUGAUGAGGAGUCAAUAGCCAAAGCAGUUCGCUACUCAAAUGUAGUCAUCAACCUGAUUGGAAGGGACUAUGAAACCAAAAACUUUAAGUACUCAGAUGUGCAUGUUGACGGUGCCCGUCGUAUUGCAAGGAUUUGCCGUGAAAUGGGAGUGGAAAGGUUCAUCCACCUGUCCUACCUAAAUGCAUCUGAGAACCCAAAACCUCUAGUUCUGCGAAAACCAUCAAUGUUCAAGAUCACCAAGUUCCAGGGAGAGCAGGCUGUGAAGGAGGAGUUCCCGACUGCCACCAUCAUCCGUGCUUCCGAUAUUUAUGGCUCUGAAGACAGGUUUUUGAGGGCCUUUGCAUCCCAAUGGCGCGUCCACGGUCAGCUCCUGCCUCUGUACAAGAAUGGAAUGGCUACCAUCAAGCAGCCAGUAUUUGUUUCCGAUGUAGCACAAGGCAUUGUGAAUGCAGCCCGUGACCCAGACACCAGAUGCCAAACCUAUCAAGCUGUUGGGCCUGACAGGUACCUAUUGGCAGAUAUGGUAGACUGGUUCUUCAAACUGAUGCGUAAAGACGAAAGCUGGGGCUACCGGCGCUACGACAUGAAAUACGACCCAUUGUUCCCCCUGAAGAUCGCGUUGGUCAACAUGAUAUCGCCGGCGUAUCCAUUCGGCAACUUGCACUGGGAAUCAAUUGAGAGAGAAGCCACCACAGACGUGACGCAGAACGGCGUACCAACUUUGCUGGACUUGGGCGUGUGUCUCACGCGCAUGGAAGACCAAGUGCCGUGGGAACUGAAACCUUUCCGCGCCUACCAGUACUACAUGGAUAAGCUCGGAGAAUUCCCCAAGCCCGACCCUCCCCAACCUCAGCCAUGCUAAACACCUAUUAUACGUUUAGAAUGCCUACUAGGCGCAUCAAUCCAAGUAAUUAGAAAUCACUGCUGGAAUAGAAAUCAUUUAAUAAAUUAUUUUGAUUGUU